AUGAAUCCUGUCAAUAAUAUAUUACUACUGUCAUUAAAGCACGACCUGAAAAGUAUAAACGGAAUCAAUCUACAACUCUUGCGUUAUUUGCCCGAGUUUCAACUGAAAUCGUGGUUAUUUCCCACAAAGAAAUGUACAGAAAUCGACACGAAAGUGGUAGGAGACAAUCAGUAUUUGAAACUGUUAGAAUACAUUGUCGAUAAAUUAUAUUUGAUGGUGAAUUUAAUGGCAAAGUUUUUGGAGGAUAAAAGAUGCCAGCAGCCGCCAUUCAAAAGCAUGGAAGCGCCAAGUAGUUUAUCACUUGGAGGAGCGAGCAAACUGCUGUGGCAGAAACUUGAAGGUUUAAAAUCUGUAGAAACGUCGAAAUUUGACCCGCCCUCAUUUGAUGCGAGCUCAUCCCUGUCGUGUGAUCGCUAUUCCCAAACGCCAGUUGAACCAAUUUCUUGCAAAAACUGUGCUGUAUCAAUAACUUGCGUCAGAUCCAUAAUGGAUGAAUUACAGGAUUACAAAAGGUGUACACUUCUUAGUGCGUUAAGGCAAACUCUCAAAGAAGAUAUAUACGAUAGGUCUCAAUAUGGAUGUUUAACACAAGUAUCACAAGCGAUCAUCGAAGAAAUACGGACACAAAUGAGCCACUUGGAGACACUGCAAGCCGAAAAUAUCAAAAUGCGUACGAAACUUGACUCAAAAAACACCAAAUACAAACACUCGGUAGAGAUAAUUAGGCAAACUAAUAAAUCUCUACAACAGUCCAAGACCGUGGCCAAGAAUGAAACGCUCAAAAAUAACUCUUUGUCAAAAACGAUCAAUGAUCUUCGGCAGAGUAAUACACAGCUGGAGCACGAACUGGCAUUUUGCGAACAGCAUGUCUCGACGCAAGCGUCGGAUCUAGCCCUGAGUGCUACUAACUGCGAACUUUUAAAAACCAGCUUGAAAUCUGUCAAGCUAGAGAAUGCUAAUCUAAGUGAAGAAAUCAAUUCUUGCAAGAAAAUGUUGGCAAAGACGGAUUCAGAGAACAAAACCCUUAGGGCUGAAUUGGACUCGUGCGAUAAACUCGAGGAUUUUAAACGUUCUAUUGUUGAAAUUAACAUUGCGUGUCGAUUCACCUUCGAAAAAUUACAAAAGAUUAAUUUGCAAAUUGAGAAAAGGUCGCAUAAUUUGGAAAAUUUAGCUGACAGAGUUGCGGAUUUUAUUGAUCAAAGAAGGAUCAAUCAGAAUAAGAGGACCAAAGCACUUAGACAAACUCUGCCGGAAAUUACGGGUGACCCCGUCGCUGACAUGAGGAAACAACUGAUAAUUAAUAAAGCAUCAAUAAAGCAACUGGAAAGCGAUAAUCGCAAAUUGGUAGAAACAAUCCAUAAAAUUCAAGACACAUCUUUAAAGCAUUAA
Molecule: messenger RNA, 1389 nt
Organism: Photinus pyralis (common eastern firefly)
Lineage: Eukaryota; Metazoa; Arthropoda; Insecta; Coleoptera; Lampyridae
Exons: 7
Coding region: 1-1389 (462 amino acids)
Source: RefSeq, a predicted model, not a curated record